AUGGCUAGCACCAGCAGUAUACCUAGUAUACAUUUGAAUGGCCAGCCAGCUAUAGUACCUACUGAUUAUGAAGAGACAUAUGAGAUAGACAAUACAGGGAACCUUCAUAAACAAGGAGAUAUAAAAAUAGAAGAAGAUGACAAUAACAUAUACAACUUUAAUGAUAAUCAACAGAAAUAUCAAGAAAAUGAACAAGAAACUCCCCAAAAAAAGUCAAGAGAAAGAAAAAGAAGCAAAAAUGACCUAAAAGAAAACAUAAUAAAGAAACAAGCUAUAAGAAACAUAGAAAGCGAGCAAAAUAACUCUAAAUUCAUCAGAAAAAGGAAAGUAUCUAAUGAAAAAAGAACACAUAAAAAUAGAAAUAAAGAAACCUGGCAAGAAGCCAAAGAAAGAGACAAUCAAAAACUUAAAGAAGAAUACAAACAAAUACAAGUACAAAAAGAACAAAAAUGGCAAGAAAAAAAAAGUAAACUAAAUGAACAAUAUAAAGAACAACCAUAUAAUCAAAAAGGAUUAGAAAUAGGAAUAGAUGAAGGCUCACAAUCACUAUUUAUAAGACCUACAUCAGGACGAUUUAGCAUACCAAUACUACUAAAAGAUGAUUAUUAA
Racocetra persica is the source of this 609-nucleotide messenger RNA. The record is from the annotation of a GenBank genome assembly. NCBI's taxonomy places the organism in Eukaryota, Fungi, Glomeromycota, Glomeromycetes, Diversisporales, Gigasporaceae.